GUCCUGUACACAUGGCAUGUGUCCUUGUCUAUUGGUUCUUCAGUGACAAUCAGAGGGAAACCUGCCAUAUCUUUCAGCAAGAACCCAGAAAUGCAGGUGGAUUUCCACACUGGGACUGAUGAGAACUCAGACGCUGCCUUCCAUUUCCAAGUGUAUUUUGGCAUAUCUGUGAAGAUAAACAACGGGAGCUGGAACUGUAGGUGGCAUGGGAGCUGGAACUGUGAGGUGGCAUCCUCCAUAAUGCCCUUUGUGGAUGGCCAACCAUUUGAACUGCACAUCUCGGUGCUGCAAAAUGAGUACCAGGUAACAGUAAAUGGCCAAAAAUAUUAUAGCCUUGCCCAUCGACUCCCACCACAAUCUGUGAAGUUUGUGCAAGUGUGAAGAGAUGUCUCCCUAUCCUCACUGUGUGUCUGGUAA
Molecule: messenger RNA, 417 nt
Organism: Lipotes vexillifer (Yangtze River dolphin)
Lineage: Eukaryota; Metazoa; Chordata; Mammalia; Artiodactyla; Lipotidae
Product: galectin-10-like
Molecular function (GO): carbohydrate binding
Source: RefSeq, a predicted model, not a curated record